This is a messenger RNA of Anopheles funestus (African malaria mosquito), 4413 nucleotides long. RefSeq names its product heat shock 70 kDa protein 4 (gene Hsc70Cb). Gene Ontology annotation, biological process: protein folding. Lineage: Eukaryota; Metazoa; Arthropoda; Insecta; Diptera; Culicidae. Bases 252 to 2792 code for a protein of 846 amino acids. The transcript has 6 exons. The record is from RefSeq and is a predicted model, not a curated record. Gene Ontology annotation, molecular function: ATP-dependent protein folding chaperone; ATP binding. Gene Ontology annotation, cellular component: nucleus; cytosol.
CGAUCAAGUUUUCUGUGACAAAAUCGCUUUCCGAGUGAAUUGAAGUAGGCAGCAAAGUGUGCAGCGAGAGUGAAUAUAGAAGUUAAUCGAGGAAACAUUGUUUUCAGUUUGCAACGUUAUUGAGCGGAGAACGUGUUCUCUAUACAUUCAUAAAAUAGCAGUGAUAGCGUAUCGCAUUCAUUCGUGAGGCCAAACCCGCCUGGUACCUUCCAGGAAAAUUAACCAACCAACCAAGAACCAAGCAAGGCAAAAUGUCAGUGAUUGGAAUUGACUUCGGAAACGAAUCCUGCUAUGUGGCGGUUGCUAAGGCCGGAGGCAUCGAAACCAUCGCAAAUGAUUACAGUUUGCGAGCCACACCAGCUUGUGUGGCGUUCGUAGGCCGCAACCGUGUGCUGGGUGUUGCCGCUAAAAAUCAACAAGUAACAAACAUGAACAACACGAUCGGCAACUUUAAGGGAUUGCUUGGUCGAAAAUUCAACGACCCUUAUGUGCAAGAUGAGCUUCGUACGCUACCGUAUCAGACGGAGGCUUUGUCGGACGGUGGUAUAGGUAUUCGAGUGAACUACUUGGACGAGGAGCACGUUUUUACUCCGGAGCAAAUCACGGCGAUGUUAUUCACCAAACUUAAAGAUGACGCAUUUAAAGAGCUGAAGACACAGAUCAACGACUGUGUCGUCACUGUGCCGUCAUACUUUACCAACGCUCAACGUCAAGCCCUACUUGAUGCGGCCAACAUUUCCGGCCUUAAUGUGUUGCGACUCAUGAAUGAAACUACGGCCACGGCUUUAAGCUACGGAUUUUAUAAACAGGAUUUGCCUGUUCCGGAAGAAAAACCACGGAACGUUAUAUUUGUCGAUUGCGGCCAUGCAUCGUUACAGGUGUCAGCCUGCGCAUUUCACAAAGGUUCGCUAAAAAUGUUGGCCAGCUGCUCAGAUUCUGUUGGUGGUCGCGAUUUCGAUCUAGUGUUGGCAACGCAUUUUAGCAAAGAGUUCCAAACCAAGUAUAAGAUAGAUGCUUCGUCUAAGAAGAGAGCUUUUCUACGGCUGAUGGCAGAGGUAGAAAAAUUGAAGAAAAAUAUGUCAGCUAACAGCACAAAGCUACCGUUAAACAUCGAAUGCUUUAUGAACGAAAUAGAUGUCCAUUCAUCAAUGCAACGUUCGGAAAUGGAGGAGCUUUCGGGUCAUUUGUUCAGACGUAUUGAAUCAACGAUGCGUAAGCUGCUUGCCGAUUCGAAGCUUACGGCGGAGGAAAUUCAUUCGGUCGAAAUCGUCGGUGGUAGCAGCCGCAUUCCAGCUAUUAAGCAGCUGAUUGAGCAAAUUUUCGGCAAAUCAGCUAGUACCACUUUAAAUCAAGACGAAGCUGUGUCCCGUGGAGCGGCCUUGCAAUGUGCUAUCAUGUCGCCUGCGAUGCGCGUUCGCGAUUUCACCUGCACGGACGUACAGGCCUAUCCGGUUUUGAUAUCCUGGACGGACGCAGAUGGUGCGCAUGAGAUGAAGGUAUUCGACCAGUAUCAUGCAACACCGUUUACUCGACUGUUGACCGUACACCGUAAAGAGCCGUUGACUAUUAAUUUGCAUUACGAACCGAAUAGUGCACCUUAUCCAGAUGCAUUUAUUGGUUCAUAUCAUUUGAAGGGCAUUAAGCCCGAUGCGAAUGGCGAACCACAAGAAGUUAAAGUAAAGGUUCGCAUUAACCACCACGGUAUCAUUACGAUAUUAAGUGCGACGAUGUACGAGCGCAAGGAAAGUGAAGAACCGGCAUCACCAACUCCAGCCACCAAUGGUGAUCAACAGAAAAGCGGUGAUGUAAACCAAACUACAGCAUCACCCCAAGGUGACGAAUCUGGCAAGGUUGGAGAACCUAUGGAUAUCCAAGAGGGUAGCGAUGAUGAGCAUCCUAAAAAGGACUCUAAACCCAACGAUAGUAGUGGAGAGGGUUGGACGCAACGUGUCACCAGAUGGUUCACAUCGGACAAGAAGAAAAAAGUAACUACGAAACAAGUGGAAUUGACGAUUGAUUCCAAAACGCAUGGAUUUGUACAUGCAGAAUUGUCCAAAUUCUUCGAGGAAGAGAUGAAAAUGAUCGCAAAUGAUCGUCAAGAGAAAGAGCGUAUUGAUGCACGAAAUGCCUUGGAAGAGCAGGUAUAUGAAGUACGCGAGAAAAUUCAAGAAGAUGGCGCCCUGUAUCCUUACAUCGAUCCUCUGAAUGCUGCCGCAAUUUGCCGCGAAUUGGAAGAUACUGAAAAUUGGCUGUAUGAAGAAGGUGAAUCCUGCGAAAAAGGUGUAUACAAAGAGCGACUAGAAAACAUGCGUGCUAAGAUUGAACCGGUUCGGGUCCGUUGUGAUGAGUUUAGUGGCCAGGAACAAGCAUUUAUAGAACUGGGACAUGCUGUUCAGCAAACAUUGAAAGCAGUGGAGCAGUAUCGUGCGAAGGACCCCAGAUAUGAACAUCUUACGGAAACCGAAAUGAUUAACAUUACCGAAGCAGCACAGAAGGCUCAGAAAUGGUAUGAAGAGGCCCGAUCGAAGUUGGUAGGCGUAAGGAAAAUUGAAGAUCCACCGGUGAAGCUUGCCGAUAUUCGCCAUGAAACGCAAACCCUGACGACAUGUACGAAUUCAGUUUUGAACCGACCAAAACCGAAGCCCCCGACCCCACCAGCGGAUCAGAAUCAACAAAACAGUUCAACGACACCGGGUAAUAAUAGUGCUGGACAAGAAAAAGCUACAGGGGGUGAUAAUCAAGAUUCUAGCUCGCAGAAGCAAACGACAGAGGAUUCCAUGGAUGUGGAAUAGACUUUUCAUAUUGUUUCAUACAUCGUUUAGUUCACACCACCAGCAGCAGCAGCAGCAGCAGCAGCAUCCCCUACUAACAGCCCAUAGCACAUCCAAAACGGUAGCGUAAUGAAAUCCUGCAUUUCUGAUCCGAAGUUCAUAUUUCCUUAACACACAUCCUCUCGAUCGUUAGUGUCUUUGCUGCUAAUGAUAUGGCGAUAAGAGAAUGAGUUUAGUCGUUUAAUUUAUUGCGAAAGGAUAGUUAGAGCAUGCUAGGAUCACAAUAACACAGUAUAGUUUAAUUUGAACAUGUUUAUGAUAAGCAUGUCUCAUAUAGGCGAUGGAUUUAUAGAUUUACUUGCAGAUCACAACAGAUCCUUCUAGCUCGGUAUAGUAAAAUAAUUUACAACCACACCAGUUCACAACACAAUAUCCCACCCAUCCUGGACUAUGCUUACAUUGCUCUACAAAUCGUUCGGUCAGGUUGGUUCGGUUGGAGUAAUUCGUGACAUUAGAAACAAAGGAUGUUUUUUAUUUGGUUAAUAUGUAGAAGCUAGCUAUACAAACUAAGUUUGUUCGUCAAACAAAGAUCCGAUAAAUAGACUGUAUCGUCAUCCUUACUUAACUCUGGUGCACGGUAUUUAAAUAUUUCCGGAUAAGGAAAAGCUGCAGAGCUACCGUAAACAAUACUUAUGUGCGUUGAACAUGUAAAACUGGUUGAACAAAAUUCUGCAACUAUUAUUUGUUUUUGUAUGUAAUGAAAUACGUUUCCUUAUCAUUUUCAACGAACAUUAUUAAUUCACAAGCAAGUAGCCUUUUCCGCAUUGAUAACGAAUAUGAAAAUAACAGUUGUAAGCUUCCUUUAUUUGCUGUUGCAAUUAUUAAAUAAGUCAUGGAAAGAUCAGAAUUUCUAAUGAAGAACAAAGAAGUUAUUAGUAUCCCAUCAAUUCUUGUAAAACGAAUGCUUAAUCGAAACGAUGGUAACGGCUGGCGAGCAUCAACGAAAAAUUACAUGAAUGUUACACUAUGUUAGAAGUUACAACUGUGGAGGUUGGAUGUGUUUAAAAUGCUCAUGAAGAGAAAAAAUUUUACAAUUCAACCAGCAAAUCAUCGCAUGUAAACAAUAGCUAGAUGUUCUUAUAAAAUCAUUCACCUACCGCAUUUCGUUACAAAAGCCGGAAGGCUAAAGGAAAAGGACAUACAAAAAGAGGAGAUCUUCCUUUCGUUUUUAUCACUGUUAACCACUACUGAAGUUGGUUUUGCAUACUGAUUUUUGAUGAUAAAUUAGCAUCGGAAAGCACUCAACACAUUAAAGCUAUUAAUGGCAUGAACUGGCAUAACAUGGGCACCGUCGAGCAUUAAACAUUAAUGACAAGAGCAUACGAGGAGAAAUAAUAAAUUCUGAAUUAUGUACUAAAUGGUCGAUCAUUUCUGUGGUUUCAUUUAAACAGUUUGGCUACUAUAAGUUGUACGUAAGAUAAAAAAAAAUGAUCAGGAGUGAUGAGUUCAACCUUACCUUAACGGUUUAUGGCUAUCAUAUUACAAAGUCAACAAAUUCAAUCGAAUACCCUGAUAUGAUAGGCGGCACGCAAAAAAAGGUGAAUAUCUGUAUAAAUAAAUCAAAGAAAGCUCGAAAGCGAUA